Messenger RNA from Eriocheir sinensis (Chinese mitten crab), 4862 nucleotides. RefSeq names its product zinc finger BED domain-containing protein 4-like. Lineage: Eukaryota; Metazoa; Arthropoda; Malacostraca; Decapoda; Varunidae. The record is from RefSeq and is a predicted model, not a curated record. Bases 974 to 3271 code for a protein of 765 amino acids. Gene Ontology annotation, molecular function: DNA binding; protein dimerization activity. The transcript has 2 exons.
GUACGUGACGUCACACAACAACCUUAUCAAGCGUGGCGGGGCGGAGCAGUGCGGGCAGCUUGGCGGGAAGUAUAGAAGUGGAAAAGGAGGACAUAAGAAGCGUUACAGGUCAAAAGAAGAAGCCUGCCCAGGGAUAUAUUUCAACAACAACAGCCACAAGUGACCUGUGUACUGCCGGGGCUUCAGGCCGCGCUGCCGUGGCCUGACCUGCCCCCAACACAGAGGAACACCUGCAGCCCACCGGAUUGAGCCUCGCAGUACUCGCCAUGAGUUUCCCUCAGAAGUACCCUGGAAUUGGAGGUUGCAGUUAAUUACACCGCUCACUCCGGGGCCUGGGAUUCUAGUGAAGGCUACAAACAGAUGUUCUACUGUCGGAGAUCUGGUGUGGAGCGGUCAACUGAGAUUACCAAGAACAAGCGUGCUGGAAAGAGCCAAGGUACCACAUAUUUCGGCGAGAUACUUGCACAUAUUUAAACCGUUUUCAUUAUGUCCUGAUUAUACAGGCAAUAGUGAUGUAUCAGAUAUCCACCUCCGCCUCCGUUGAGCCUCCACAAUGAAAAUAUCUGCAUUACAAUCCACAUCUGCAUUUUCAGACAUCAAAAGCUCCACAUCAUUAUCCGCCUCCACAUUUUCAGAUAAUAAAAGCUCCACAUAAUUUUCCACCUUCGCGUCAAAGAGCUGCGGGGGUCUACCCAUCCAAUGUGUGUUUGUUUUUAUUCAGUGGCUUUUAAAUAAUCUAUUUCAAACAGCCAAGUGUGAUACAACAGAUCCGCAAUUAUUCAUGGGAUUAACACUGCAAGAUGUUCUAAGUAGAUACUCAGUAAUUCCAGUAUAAAUUGAUAGUCUGAAACAGUAGCCUGCAAAAUGGCAUCACAUGUUGACUCACACCCAUGAUUGUCUUUGUUUCCUUUUCCCCUCGAGCCCUUAGUCUAUGAACAACCUCUGCUUGUGCCACAUGCAUGAUUAAAUUACCAUGGCUUCAGGAACUUUUACUAGUAGCGCCGUGUGGAAUUUUUUCUUGAAAGAAUCUAGUGACAAUGCUCAAUGUUUAUUGUGUAACCAAAUCUAUUCACGAAAAGGCCGUGGAACCACUAAUUUGAAAAACCAUCUAAAAUCUAAACACAAAGAACAGUAUGCUGAGAUGCUGGAAGAAGAAAAGAAAAGUGAAGAGAAAAAGGAUGCAGUAAAAACUCCUUUGCAGAAAGUUCAGUCUGAUUUUAGACAGAAGACAGUUGAGGAGUGUUUUACAAGUGUUGAACUGUGGGAUGCUUCUCAUACUAAGAGCAAAGAAGUAGACAGCUAUAUAUCAGAAAUGGUAGUGAUGGCUUCAGGAAGAACUUUUACUAGUAGCGCUGUGUGGAAUUUUUUCUUGAAAGAAUCUAGUGACAACGCUCAGUGUCUGCUGUGUGACCAAAUCUAUUCACGAAAAGGCCGUGGAACCACUAGUUUGAAAAACCAUUUAAAAUCUAAACACAAAGAGCAGUAUGCUGAGAUGCUGGAAGAAGAAAAGAAAAGUGAAGAGAAAAAGGAUGCAGUAAAAACUCCUUUGCAGAAAGUUCAGUCUGAUUUUAGACAGAAGACAGUUGAGGAGUGUUUUACAAGUGUUGAACUGUGGGAUGCUUCUCAUACUAAGAGCAAAGAAGUAGACAGAUUUAUAUCAGAAAUGGUAGUGAUGGAUGGUCUCCCAUUCAGCCAUGUGGAAGACAUGGGAUUUAUGAGGUUUAUGUCCAAGACUGUCCCCCAGUACAGACUGAAACAACGGAACUUCUACUCCACAAUGAUUUGCACGGACAUUUAUGAUGCUGUGUGCGGUCAAGUGAAGACAAUGCUUAGUGAUAUUACAGAUACUAUGGGUAACAGUGUUUCAUUCACUACAGAUGUGUGGUCAGACUCCUGGGCUGGUGUUUCACUUUUGAGCCUUACUGCACAUGCCAUCAAUCGUGAUUUCCAAAGAGUAAAAUUUGUGUUAAAGGUACAGCCAUUAGAAGAAAGACACACUGGUGACUAUAUUUCCAGAAAAUUUAAUGAAAUGUUGGAUAAGUGGGAAAUUUCUCACAGCAGUGUGCAUUGUGUAGUACAUGACUCGGGAACAAACAUGAAAAAAGCUCUUUUUCUAUCAGGUUUAAAUAACUUGGAUUGUGCAGUGCAUGAAAUACAGUUAGUUGUUAGGCAAGGUUUUCAAUCACAGAAACCAGUAUGUGACAUAAUUGAAAAGUGUAGGAGACUUGCCACACAUUUUCACCACUCAACCAUGGCACAGGAUGAACUGAAGAAAAUUCAGGAACAGCUACAGUUACCCCAUCUAAAAGUUCUCCAUGAUUCACCUACACAGUGGAACAGAACUCUACAUAUGCUCAAAAGAACUGAAGAAAUUAAAGAACCUCUUUGUGUGUAUGUGGCAAAAAACCCUUCAAUGCCACAGUUCAGCAAUGUUGAAUGGGUUACACUGUCACAAUGUAUAAAAGCUUUAGAGCCAUUUGAGGAACUUACCAAAAAAAUGAGCGAGUCUGCAUCAACUGUAGCUGAUGUAAUACCCCUCAUUUUAUGUCUCAAGAAUGCCCUUCAGCCAACCACUGUUGAAUCUGCACCACUAGAUUUAGACUCAGAUGAUGAAAAUCAAGACGAUUACCAGAAAGGUGUGGAAAUCAUUGACUAUAUGAAAGAAACAAUGAAGGCAGAUAUUGCUAAGAGAUUUGCAGGACUAGAAAUAGACAACAACUACAGAGUGGCGACUUAUCUUGACCCUCGGUAUAAAGGAAAGUUUUUUUCUUCUUUGCAUGUUACAAAGCAGGUGCAAGGAACAGUAGCUCGCCUUUGUGAUGAGUUUGCAAGUGUUAGUGUGGGUGGGGAUGAUGAACCAAGAAAAAAGAGAAAACGAAGUGAUGAACCCAAUGCCGGCUCUUCAAAAGGCGCAGGCAGUUCUUUAAAAAGUGCAAUGGCAUUGAUCAUAGCAUCCAGUAGUGAUGAAGAGCCAGAAGAGAGAACAAAGACAAACACAAUGGACAUGGUUCAUAAAUACCACAAGGAAAAAAGGCUGGGGGCAGAUGAAGAUCCAUUGAAAUGGUGGAAAGCAAAGAUCACCGAAUACCCCGAAUUAGGAAAACUUGCCAAACAGUAUCUGAGUUGCCCUACAAGCAGUGUUACUAGCGAACAAUUAUUUAGUGAUGCUGGCAAUAUAUAUGAUGAAAAGACGAACCAUUUGCAGGGAGAGAAAGCAGAGAAACUUUUAUUUUUGAAGAAAAACUUGCCACUUCUAAAGUUUGAAUAUUAAAUGUGGCUGCUUGUGGCCUUACAACAGUAGCCCAUAACAGUAAUUAGUUAAAGUUUUCUGCUUUCCAAGAGUGGAGGUUGGGAAAAGUGGUUGGUGGGAUGGUGCAUAACGAGGCCCGCAUCCUGGUAACACACUUACGUGAAUAUGUGCACACUUACAUGCAUAAAUGUUAGUGUGGUGGAAACUUGUCACUUUAUAUUUUGCAUCUGCAUCCGCAACCGCGGGCAUGGUAAAAAUAGUCCACAGUUGCAUCUGCAUCCACAAAAAUUUACAUCUUAACCACCGCAGUUUUAUCAGCAACCGCAUUUUAUGAAAAACAGAUGUCUGGCUCCACCUCAGCCUCCGAGGAAGUCUAAAAUUUGGUAUCCGAUACAUCACUAAUAGGUGCCUAUACCAUUUACUUGUGUAAUGCAAGUUAGGGAGAAUGGUGCUGGAUAGGGAGAUGGUUAUACUUAACAGCAUUUCUAUAAAUGUAUUUAAAAGGAGACUGGAUGAUCACAUGGAGGAAAAGGGAAUGUAAAUAGGUACAGAAUUUCUCACAAAGCACUUGGUUUGUGGCCACACACUCGGAUACCUCUUCCCAGUGUGUAGUAGCUUUGUGUUUGAAUGGAGUACUGGAAUAUAAAUUUAUAAUACAACACUUAUUGGUACUGCGGUGUCUACUGGAUAUAAUUUUUACCCUAGUGCUGUAGUGUAUAGAUCAAAGGUGGAUUCACGUGUGUUUAUUGGACACUAGAUUGAGGAAACUGAUGUUUUGCAUCUUUCACAAUGAUAGGACUGGAUGUAUGUAUAACCUAUAAACCUGACGUUACUUGACCAUAUGUAUGACUUGUAGUAAACUUUUUUGUUGACAAGAAAUAUGAUUCAUAUAGAACAAUUAAAUUAUAUUGUUUAUGUUUCACAUGUACAGUGUCUAUGUAGAGUGAAACUUGUGUAAGUAACCAAAAGAGGUUUAAUCCCUUCACUACCGCUUACAUCCUUUUCAUUUUUUCCUGGCCUUAUUUAUUAAAUGAUUAUAAGUACUUUAGCAGACACCUAAAGCAAUUACUAUGGACAACAAUGUAUUUAGUUUGGCAAUGUCGAUUGUAAACUUGUUAACAGCUAUCCAGUUAUAUUACCAAGUUUGUAAUUAAAUAUUUAUGUGUCAAAUUCCUAAUGCUAUACCUGGUGAUAAAGUUGUUCAAGCAAAAAAUGAUUACCUAUGGUAUCAAAGGCUUUAAAAAGAUUUUUAAAAAGUAUACCAAUUGUUAAGUUUCUUGCUGCCAAAAGAACUUAGUAGCUAUGUAUAUAGUUUUUGUAGUUAAUGUAGAUUAGGUAGAGAGACCUUUCAUAAAUUUAUACUGAGCCUCCGUCAUGAUGUUAUAAGAGGUACAAAACAUGAUUUCCAAUAUUUUACUCAGCUGGUAACACUGAUGCUGGGCAAUGAUUUUUAAUAAGUUUAGCAUUUCUUGAUUUGUGAAUAGGCAUGACCUUGGAGUCUUUGAUGAGUAUAGAUGAUGGUCAGUGUCACAAGAGGCACUGAAUACUGGAGAGAACUGUGAUACAAACAAUGAGUUUGAUGUAAGCUAAUGAAUAUUAAAUACAAUAAUGA